Molecule: messenger RNA, 4641 nt
Organism: Penicillium olsonii
Lineage: Eukaryota; Fungi; Ascomycota; Eurotiomycetes; Eurotiales; Aspergillaceae
Source: the annotation of a GenBank genome assembly
AUGGUUGACUACCACGGUCAUUCUUUGACCUUUUUGGCGUCUAUGUCUACCGUGCAAAGACCGACGUCCCCCAAGGAUAUUCCCUGUGACUUGUCGCAUCGCGCGCAAGAUCCUGCAUCGGUGCCUCUCCCUCCGUCACCGCCACCCAUGUCCCUUGAAUCCGAAAUCGCGGGACCAGGUGAGUUGGGUGGCUCGGGCCGAUCCAGCCCCAAGGAGGAGACCACCCCCAUCGCCAAUGGACACAUUCCCGCGGCCGUGCCCGCCCUGGAGGCUCCCCGGGUGACCUUUGAGGACUUUGCGACCCGCUACCACCAGAACCAGCGCAAGCAGGCCCAGAGGAAGCGACUGGAGAAGCGCCUGCGGGCCACCAAGGUCUCCAUCGGCGUUUCAGCCCGCAUGGUUCGGGUCGGACUCACGGCACAGCGGGGUCUGGUCGAGGCUCUCAAGAACGAGGACAAACCCAGUUUCGUGGCUCUCUACCAGACGCUUCAUGAUCUCCAGGAAUCAUGUCGCUCGCCCACAAGCGAUGGCUCAGACUCCACGGAUAGUGAGCCAUCGUCCGGAGCUGACAUGGACCGUUUCCCGGAUUUCUUGCAUCAGUUAAGCCCUCAAUCCCGGACGGACUUUCUGGAAAUCUUGCGGCUGGUUCGCUCUGAUCCCCAGUUCCUGGUCAGUCGCUUACGAAGCCUAUCUUCUUCCCAAUUGGCCGCAUUUACUUCUCCUGCCUCUGUUUUGGACUCUAAUGAUCCCGCUUUUCCUUCAACCUCCCGGUCCAGGGGCCAGUCCUUCCUGAGCCGAACCCAGGCUCAGUCGGCCGCUUUCAAGGACCACGCGUAUGCCUUUGAGAGGACUGACCCGCUAUCUAUACUUCUCUUUAACGUUUUUGCCGCCCCGCUGGACCCAGAGACCCCCGAGUCCCGUUUGCGCAUGGAUGUGUGGUCUUCCGUCUGCGCCCAACUAAUCUCCAACGAUAGUAGUAGAUACUACCCUCUGAUCGGUCAGGUACUAUCCUCCUGGGCCACUGGGAGCAACUGGAAAGCCCGUUCCAAGUUUGAACUCUACCUCAUGGACAUCUUGCAAACCGGUGCAUUUCUUUUGGAGCCUAUAGCCACUCCACCGGGGUUAGAAUUUUCCAUGGAUGCCUUGGAUCCGAUGCGGACGGACGUUGCAGAAGAGUUCUUCGCUUCUGCCGUGGAUGACUUGUUCCAUGUGCUUGAUGAUCCGGACGGUGGAUUCCCUCACGCUGUACUGCAGUUCGCCAAGGCAGUGUUGCAAAAGAUCGACAGCCCUGAAAGCCGCAGUCGCUUCUUGGAAUUCUUGUUCGUCCAGUGGUUCUUCUCGAAGUUCCUCUACGGCGCAUUAACAUAUCCGGAGACACAUGGCCUCCUGCUUGACUUCCAUAUCAGAAAAGAUGCUCGAGAGAAAUUGCUGAACCAGGUCGGGCACCGCGCAUACUCUCAAGUUUUUGCUGUUUUGCGUUCAAUGCACAAUUACUCCAUCUCCCGUCCAAUCGUCAGAGAACAUGUUGAGAACAUGAUAUCUCGAUUCCAACCCACAAUACCCCCCGAGCCACCGGUAGAUUACUUUCCUUCUUUGCAGACUCCACAACCCCCACGGCGAAAUUCACUCUCGACCUUCCUUAUGAUGUCUUCUUUGGAUGCUGUCACACUUCUAGACGCUCUUUUUCAACAUACUCAUACCCCAUUCCAAUCCUCACCAGCAUCCACAGGAGCACCCACUUGGCCAACUAGUCCUUCAUCCAUCAACCUGCGUCCUGACUUCCAUAUGGAAACUGGAUUCGCUCGCUUUAAGCACGACACUAACUCGAGGCCUACGUCAAACAAUGGUUCCAUUUUCUCUGUGGAAGCGCCCUUGCCCUCGGCUUUGGAGAGCUUGUCUGAAAAGGCUGCUCGUAUCCGUUUUGAGAUGACCGAUUUGGACCACCCUAAUGACCGUCUGAGCUUAGAGCACCCUUCGGAUGAACACUGGACAAUCUUCUCCCUCGCAACCGACGGCCAUGGCUUAACUUGGAGCCUUCUUCCGCAGAGCAGAUUUGAUCCUCCCAAGAAUUCCAUUUUGGAUAGCGAUGAAGAUAUGCAUUCCACCACUUUGGGACUGGAGGACAACCACGAGGCGUUGCAAACCGCCAUCGUCAGGCUUGUUAAGGAAAACCGGGUUCAAGGCUCAGGGGAAUAUGAUGUCUACCUUCCAUCUCACACUCAGCAGGGACCUGCCAUGUCUCUGAAGCAGCGAUUCAACGAAGCCAUGUUUUGCUGCCAUCAUGACUCUGAUUUCGUUGGCGCGCAUUACUGGUGGAACGCUUCCAGGCAGCUCGGUCAAAGGGUAGCGCCUAGCUCAUCGAAGACCACGGACGACUCAUGGAUUCUGGGACCAAUGCACGAUUCUUACAGUCGAUCGUUGAAUCAAUCUCGAGUCGUCAUUGAGCGUUGUGAGAGCGACUUUGUAUCUCUUGAUCACAGCCUGCGCCGACUCCAAGCACAAGUGAAAGACCUCUCUGGCACAUUUUCCAAGAUCCGGAACAAGAUGUGGUAUAUGACCGACGUCAAAAACUCUGUGAAGUACGAAGAAGCUAAGCAUGUCGCCAUGGCUCUGAAAACGAUGAUAUACUCGGCUCGUCUGUUCAGCCAAUAUCCAGAGGAACAGCGAUCUCGUUAUGGGCCAAGGUCUCUGAGUGGCUCCCUGUUCCAGAAACCAGAAGUGCAAAUCAUGAACAUGAUGAAGGCAUCAAGUAGCCAGGGUGGGCCUAACAAGCUUUCAGAUGAGCAAGUCGAGUUGACACGCAAGUGGUUGUCGCACAACGGCAUCGAAAACUUCUGCAAAGGCGAAGAGCGGAUUCACCGAUUCUGCUACGAAGUGCGCAUGAGCAUCAACAAACUCGUAGGUGAAACGAUGACCGAUGCCCCUGUCUUGUGGUCAAGCGAGCUCUUCCAAAAAGAACGCUCGAGAUUCGAGGGCUAUGGCUCUCGCGGUUUCCCAGGCCUGUCCAUGCCAAGCACUCCUCGGCCCUCAACCACCACCAGCGAGGACACAAAUCAUGCCUCUCACUUUUAUGGGGCUAAAUUCCCGAUGCCAGACUCGAUAUCUCGUCUUGCUCAAGACACACCUACUUUGGAUCACAAGCCCUCUAUCCAGAGCAUAAUUUCCGAUAAAUGGCGACCUCAACGAGACAUGCCUUCGAUUGAUAUGGCGUCGAUUGGUGGCUCCCCUGGCCGUGCUGCCUCAACGUCCACCGGCGACACGUGCAGUACAUUUUGGUCUGCGCCACAACGGCAUCCUACGUAUGCCGCGAGUGUUUCGAGCGUGUAUUCCAGGCCACCUUCCAUGUUCAGCGAGACAGCAACCCGUCAACCUCGUCAUGUAGAGCGCAAAACCCACGGCAAGACAGCUUUCAUGGACGGCUUGAGGCAGACGUUGACCAGCCUGCUCCUUAGUGACUUGGGCUCUCCGGUUUGGAGCUGCGGCAGUGAGACUGACGCAUGGUUCACCAACGCCCUUGACCAGAAGCGAAUCCAGAUGGAAAUGCGCAGGCGAGCUGCAGUCCAAAGGUUCUACGCUGACUACGAGCAACGCUCUCAAAAUCGUACUCAGCAGCGUGGUGCGCUACUAGGUCGCCGGAGCAGGUCUCUAGACAACCUCCGUGCGUCUGCGAAAUCUUCCGAUGCAGAAGCUUCUUCGAACAUGCCACAUUUACCUUCAGAGUCGGAUGGGGAAGCGGCCUUCUCGUAUAAGAUGGUCUUCCAUCGGUUGAUCGAGGUGUUCUCGCGCCAUGGAAACCCGUUCGUGAAACUCAACGCCUUGCGAGAUCUCAGAUCAUUGGUCAUUGCAUCGCUUACCUCGUCGCAAGAUGCAAGCUCUACGUCCGCAAAUGGCUCUCCAUCUGGUGACCCCGAUCUGAUGCGAAACGCAUCUCAGCAUCAUCGUGCUCCUCGCCACAGCUUCUCUGAGGUGCGACCCUGCGAUCUUCCUCAAAUGGAUGCAGUACCUUCCGUGCCAGAGUCGGUCACAUGUGGUUCUCGACACUCUGACUACUCCACGCCAUCCGAGUCACAAAUCGUGGCUGCUCUGCGCGAUCUGAUAUUAGAAGUCAAGCCAAAGACUCUCUUCAGGGAUCUACAGUUCAUCUCUGCCUUUGUUCCAGGAGACCAGCUCAACAAGAUCGAUCGAGGAACAGCAUUCCUCCAAUUUGGCCUAGCCGCACUCAGCCUCAAAGAAGAGAUCUGCCACAGCAUGGUUGAGAUCGCCGAUCGAAUCGUCUCUCAGGAGCUUUCUCGUCGACAUCCCCCGUUCGCUUCUGACUUCCAUUCCCAACCCGGUCGUGCCAUUCAAGAUGCGGCUGGUAUGUGGAUUAUUACCGCCAAAGAGGGCAACCCAGUCGCGCAGCGUGAACUCGCUAUUCUCUACCUGACUCACCCUGAACUUCUUCCUCGCGUGACCCUCCCUCUGACACUUCCACGGGAUACUUUCAAGGCGGAGAUGAUGUACCGGCGAGAUAAGGACUCUAAAUCAGACCCGCAGAGUAUGUGUUUGGCACUGCACUGGAUGCAGUUGUCGGCUAGUGGGGGUGAUACUCUUGCUCGGAAUCGGCUUCGUGAGCGAGAAGAGUUUGACUCUAUCGCAUGA